AUGGCAGCCAAGACCAUCAUUGUCACAGGAGCCUCCAGAGGUAUCGGUCUUGCUGUGGCCAAGUAUCUGCUCACGGCACCCCAGUCCCAUAAUGUGGUGGUGGUAGCCCGCAGCAUUGAACCCCUCCAAAAGCUCAAGGAGCAAUACGGCAAACAGGUGGCAGUCCUGAAUGGCGAUCUGGCAGACUUUUCUCUUGCCCAACAGGCUGUCGAUAUAGCCAUCAAGAGCUUCGGUCAGCUCGAUGGAAUGGUCCUCAACCACGGCGUGCUAGGCCAGAUCGGCAAAAUUGCCGACGCUGAUGUGCAACAGUGGAAAGAAGGCUUUGAUAUCAAUUUCUUGAGCUUGGUCGCUUUUGCUAAGGCGGCUCUCCCGGCUCUUCGUGAGUCCAAGGGUAAAGUAAUCUUCACUUCUUCCGGUGCAGCAGCCGCCGGCACCGGUUACCGCGGUUGGGGUCUCUAUGCUGCAACCAAAGCCGCCAUGAACAACUUCGCCAUGAGCCUGGGUGCCGAAGAACCCGACGUCACCACCGUUUCUAUCAGACCUGGUAUGGUCGACACCGAGAUGCAGCGCGCUCUACGGGAGGACCAUGCUACGGGACUGGACGCCGAAAUGCACUCCAAGUUCACUGGAGUCCACGAGACUGGCAAACUCCUCAAGCCCGAGCAGCCUGGCCAUGUCAUGGCCAAGUUGGUGCUUGAUGCGCCGAAGGAACUCAGUGGUGGUUUCUAUUCAUGGAACUCCAAGGAGCUCGAGGGUUUCCAGGAAUAA
This is a messenger RNA of Penicillium coprophilum, 768 nucleotides long. RefSeq names its product SDR family oxidoreductase. Gene Ontology annotation, cellular component: intracellular anatomical structure. Gene Ontology annotation, molecular function: oxidoreductase activity, acting on NAD(P)H, oxygen as acceptor. The coding region runs from base 1 to 768 and encodes 255 amino acids. Lineage: Eukaryota; Fungi; Ascomycota; Eurotiomycetes; Eurotiales; Aspergillaceae. The transcript has 4 exons. The record is from RefSeq and is a predicted model, not a curated record.